CAUCCUGCCAGUCAAAAAAAUCCGAGAAAAAAAUAAAAAUAAACAAUUAACCACUGAAUUCUGUCAAUCGCCGCAUAAAUUGUCAAUAGAAACCCCAAGAUCCGAAUAAAAAUGGAAAUAAGCGAGAGUAGCCCCUCGGAAAGUGAGACAAGUCUCUCCUCGCUCUUCGACUCAGGAUUGGAUCUCUUCAACUCCCUGGAGAAGAGCGAGGAACCAACGUCUAACCUAGAAGUCCAGGUCCAGGUGAAGAGAUGCAUGAAGAUGCUGGAGGACGCGACAAAGCUGGUGUCGAUGGCAGACAUGUUCAGUAAAAACGAGGAUUUCGAUGAGAUUCCAACGGAGAGUAUCAAGUACUUCCUCCUUCCCGCUCUCCUGGGGUCUCUCGCCACAAAAUUGUGCGACAAGGCGCAUCGUUUGCACUACGUAAACGUCUCAGAGGUCUAUUUCUACGAUUUUUUGGAGAGAGUGAAGGGGUACGGCAUCACGGACGUGGAAAUCCCCGAGAGGAAGGCUGAGACUGGUGAAGCUCCUCAGCAGUUGUCUUCACCAGCUCCACCAUCCAACACGAAGAUGAUCGAGGACAUGGUGCACACACGCGAGAGCAAGUUGAAGCGAUUCAGAGAAGAGAAGGAGCUGCAGGAGCAGCUGGUGAUCCUGAGGAAGGCGAUGGACAAUCCCAAUCUGGACGACGAGACCGUCAGGAAGUACUUUGUGACGCUGAUCAAGUCCUACGUGAUGAAGGCCAUCGACGAGAUCAACUCACUAGCUCAGGAGAAGGACAUUCUAGGGUACAUGGAGAAGAUGAAGAGGGAGGGGGCCGAGGAGUCCACGAAACCGAGGGAUUAUCAACCCCCGAAGCUCCAGCCCAUCAUCAUCACGAAGAACGACGUCCAGAAGAAGGUGUUCGGGGCUGGGUAUCCGAGUCUGCCAGUGAUGACUGUCGAGGAGUUCUACGAGAAGAAGAUUGCUGAUGGCGAGUGGUCAGCUGCUGGUCCAGGAGCUAGUGCCAAGAGCCUCCAGGACAUGACGAACAACCAGAACUCGAAUCAGGAGACCCCUGAGGAUCUCGAGAAGGAGGGGAAGAUCGAGAGGGAUGACGAGGAGUAUCUCAUGCAGCAGAGGGCCAUGGACGAGUACAAGGACACGCAUAAGAGGGGCUGGGGCAACAGGCACAAUCGCAGUUAGAGAAUAGAUUUUUUUGGAAUUUUUUUUUUUUUUGGAAAACCCAUGUGUAACAGAUAAUUUGCAAUGUUUGUAAUAUUUCGUAUUGAUUGAUGGUAUUUUUUUUUGAUGAUUCGUUAAUAAAGUAUGAGUGAAACAUUAA
This is a messenger RNA of Diachasma alloeum, 1324 nucleotides long. RefSeq names its product immunoglobulin-binding protein 1 (gene Tap42). The transcript has a single exon. Gene Ontology annotation, molecular function: protein phosphatase 2A binding. Gene Ontology annotation, biological process: regulation of signal transduction; regulation of dephosphorylation. The record is from RefSeq and is a predicted model, not a curated record. Gene Ontology annotation, cellular component: cytosol. NCBI's taxonomy places the organism in Eukaryota, Metazoa, Arthropoda, Insecta, Hymenoptera, Braconidae. The coding region runs from base 112 to 1185 and encodes 357 amino acids.